AUGCCAAAAAGACCGUGUGCAAUAAUCUUGACACCGGAUGAUUCUACAAUCUUAUGCGCCGACAAAUUUGGCGAUGUCUACUCGUUGCCUCUUGUAGGUCAAGUAUUUGAAACAGCGACUUUCAAUGGCAUUGACGCCAAUAACACGAGUCGUACGAGUGAUCAGAAGCAUAAGCAAAAGCCCUUUGCUCCUUCUGCAACUUCUCUUACUGUCCACACUAAAGGAAACCGGGAGGCGUUGCGGCAACAGCAAAAUAUCAGGAACCUCAAAGCAGAAAAGAAAGUUUCGAACCUUGAUCACAAACUUCUGUUAGGACAUGUUUCCCUUUUGACAGAUGUUGCGUGCGUAACUCUAGCCUCGCCCUCACAAAAGCCCCGGAACUACAUAUUAUCAUCAGACCGUGAUGAGCACAUUCGCAUCUCCCGUGGUGUUCCUCAAGCACACAUCAUCGAAGGAUACUGUCUUGGUCACACAGAAUUUAUCACCAAGCUGUGCGUGCCAACAGUCUACCCUCAUUUAUUAAUUUCGGGUGGAGGUGAUGACUACUUGAUAUUGUGGGAUUGGCCGGCGGGAAGGAUGUUGCAGCAGCUUGACUUGAAGAGUCUAGUUGCUAACCUUAGGAAUACUAAACUCGGAGCUGGAAAGUUGUUCAACGGCUCUGCAAAAGUCAAGGACGCUGAGACUGAAGUAGACAUUGCACCCAGAAUAUGUGUCUCGAAUAUUCAAGCUCUUGAAAUUCGCACAGAGCCAUCUGGUCAUCCGCGAGUUGAGAUCAUAGUUACAUGCGAAGGGGUUCCUGCGCUCUUCACCUUCACGCUUGGAAUGAAUGCGCAAAUGCAAUUCAGUGCAAGCAUUCACACAGAAAGCAAUGUCAUCGAUGUGACAAUUCUUCCUAACCAGAGUUCCGUUAUCUAUUCUAUGGACACUUGCCAUCAGGCCUUCUCGACAGACGCCUCAGCGGACACCGGGAAACAAGGCCCACGAAGCUUAGUGGGCUCCCUGAUUUACGAUUUAGACUCCAAGACCUGGGAAGAGAACCAAGCAUUGCAGGCAAAUCUUGUUGCAGCUACGAGAGAAUGCGCAGAUAGCCAGCUACAUGUUCCCCAAGCAGGAGCAGCUAAAGGAAAGUCACUUAGAGAAUUACUUUACGGCUUGGAAAGCCUCAGAAAGCGGGGAUCAGAAAAUGAAACAGAUGUGUAG
Letharia columbiana is the source of this 1200-nucleotide messenger RNA. RefSeq lists its product as uncharacterized. The record is from RefSeq and is a predicted model, not a curated record. Gene Ontology annotation, molecular function: tRNA (guanine(46)-N7)-methyltransferase activity; protein binding. Lineage: Eukaryota; Fungi; Ascomycota; Lecanoromycetes; Lecanorales; Parmeliaceae. Gene Ontology annotation, biological process: RNA (guanine-N7)-methylation. Gene Ontology annotation, cellular component: tRNA methyltransferase complex; nucleus; cytosol. The transcript is spliced from 2 exons. Bases 1 to 1200 code for a protein of 399 amino acids.